This is a messenger RNA of Cynocephalus volans (Philippine flying lemur), 4724 nucleotides long. It is a transcript of the gene JAG2, whose product is annotated as jagged canonical Notch ligand 2. Gene Ontology annotation, biological process: cell communication; multicellular organism development; Notch signaling pathway. The transcript has 26 exons. Gene Ontology annotation, cellular component: membrane. The record is from RefSeq and is a predicted model, not a curated record. Gene Ontology annotation, molecular function: Notch binding; calcium ion binding. Lineage: Eukaryota; Metazoa; Chordata; Mammalia; Dermoptera; Cynocephalidae. Bases 8 to 3748 code for a protein of 1246 amino acids.
GGCGGCGAUGCGGGCGCGGGGCCGGGGGCGCCUGCCCGCGCGGCUGCCGCUGCUGCUGCUGGCGCUCUGGGUACAGGCGGCGCGGCCCAUGGGCUAUUUCGAGCUGCAGCUGAGCGCGCUGCGGAACGUAAACGGGGAGCUGCUGAGCGGCGCCUGCUGUGACGGCGACGGCCGGACGACGCGCGCGGGGGGCUGCGGCCACGACGAGUGCGACACGUACGUGCGCGUGUGCCUUAAGGAGUACCAGGCCAAGGUGACGCCCACGGGGCCCUGCAGCUACGGCCAUGGCGCCACACCCGUGCUGGGCGGCAACUCCUUCUACCUGCCGCCGGCGGGCGCUACGGGGGACCGAGCGCGGACGCGGGCCCGGGCUGGCGGCGAUCAGGACCCUGGCCUCGUCGUCAUCCCCUUCCAGUUUGCCUGGCCGCGCUCCUUUACCCUCAUCGUGGAGGCCUGGGACUGGGACAACGACACUACCCCGGAUGAGGAGCUGCUGAUCGAGCGGGUGUCGCAUGCCGGCAUGAUCAACCCCGAGGACCGCUGGAAGAGCCUGCACUUCAGUGGCCACGUGGCGCACCUGGAGCUGCAGAUCCGCGUGCGCUGUGACGAGAACUACUACAGUGCCACCUGCAACAAAUUCUGCCGGCCCCGCAAUGACUUCUUUGGCCACUACACCUGCGACCAAUACGGCAACAAGGCCUGCAUGGACGGCUGGAUGGGCAAGGAGUGCAAAGAAGCCGUGUGUAAACAAGGAUGUAAUUUGCUCCACGGGGGAUGUGCCGUGCCUGGGGAGUGCAGGUGCAGCUAUGGUUGGCAGGGGAGGUUCUGUGACGAGUGUGUCCCUUACCCUGGCUGUGUGCACGGCAGCUGUGUGGAGCCCUGGCAGUGCAACUGUGAGACCAACUGGGGUGGCCUGCUCUGUGACAAAGACCUGAACUACUGUGGCAGCCACCACCCCUGCACCAAUGGGGGCACGUGCAUCAACGCCGAGCCGGACCAGUACCACUGUGCCUGCCCGGAGGGCUACUCGGGCAAGAACUGUGAGCGAGCUGAGCAUGCCUGUGCCUCCAACCCGUGUGCCAAUGGGGGCUCCUGCCACGAGGUACCAUCUGGCUUUGAGUGUCACUGCCCGUCGGGCUGGAGUGGGCCCACCUGUGCACUUGACAUUGACGAGUGUGCCUCGAACCCAUGCGCUGCAGGCGGCACCUGUGUGGACCAGGUGGAUGGCUUCGAGUGCAUCUGCCCUGAGCAAUGGGUGGGGGCCACCUGCCAGCUGGACGCCAAUGAGUGUGACGGGAAGCCGUGCCUUAAUGCUUUUUCUUGCAAAAACCUGAUUGGCGGCUAUUACUGUGAUUGCAUCCCGGGCUGGAAGGGCAUCAACUGCCACAUCAACAUCAAUGACUGUCGUGGGCAGUGUCAGCAUGGGGGCACCUGCAAGGAUCUAGUGAACGGGUACCAGUGUGUGUGCCCGCGGGGCUUCGGAGGCCGGCACUGCGAGCUGGAGCGGGACGAGUGUGCCAGCCGCCCCUGCCGUGGUGGUGGCCGUUGUGAGGACCUGGUCGACGGCUUCCGCUGCCACUGUCCCAAGGGCCUCUCUGGGCUGCUCUGCGAGGUGAACGUGGACUUCUGCGAGCCAAGUCCCUGCCAGAAUGGUGCUCGCUGCUACAACCUGGAGGGUGACUAUUACUGCGCUUGCCCUGAUGACUUUGGCGGCAAGAACUGCUCCGUGCCCCGGGAGCCGUGCCCUGGUGGCACCUGCAGAGUGAUCGAUGGCUGUGGGUUGGAGGCAGGGCCCAGGGUGCCCGGCGCGAUGCCUUUCGGUGUGUGUGGCCCCCAUGGGCACUGUGUCAGCCAGCCUGGGGGCAACUUCUCCUGUGUCUGUGACAGCGGAUUCACUGGCACCUACUGCCAUGAGAACAUCGACGACUGCCUGGGCCAGCCCUGCCGCAACGGGGGCACGUGCAUCGACGGGGUAGACGCCUUCCGCUGCUUCUGCCCCAGCGGCUGGGAGGGCGAGCUCUGCGACACCAAUCCCAACGACUGCCUUCCCGAUCCCUGCCACAGCCGCGGCCGCUGCUACGACCUGGUCAAUGACUUCUACUGCGCAUGCGAUGAUGGCUGGAAGGGCAAGACCUGCCACUCGCGUGAGUUCCAGUGUGAUGCCUACACCUGCAGCAAUGGUGGCACGUGCUAUGACAGUGGGGACACCUUCCGCUGUGCUUGCCCCCCGGGCUGGAAGGGCAGCACCUGCACCAUCGCCAAGAACAGCAGCUGCCUGCCCAACCCCUGCAUGAACGGGGGAACCUGCGUGGGCAGUGGAGACUCCUUUUCCUGCAUCUGCCGGGAUGGCUGGGAGGGCCGCACCUGCACGCACAACACCAAUGACUGCAACCCUCUGCCUUGCUACAAUGGUGGCAUCUGCGUUGAUGGUGUCAACUGGUUCCGCUGUGAGUGUGCGCCCGGCUUCGCGGGUCCUGACUGCCGCAUCAACAUUGAUGAGUGCCAGUCCUCGCCCUGCGCCUACGGGUCCACGUGUGUGGACGAGAUCAGCGGAUAUCGCUGUAUCUGCCCACCAGGCCGAGCUGGCCCGCGGUGCCAGGAAGUGAUCGGGUUCGGGAGGUCCUGCUGGUCCCAGGGCACACCGUUGCCACACGGGAGCUCCUGGGUGGAGGAUUGCAACAGCUGCCACUGCCUGGAGGGCCGCCGGGACUGCAGCAAGGUGUGGUGUGGGCGGAAGCCAUGUCUGCUGACUGGCCAGCCCGAGGCCCUGAGUGCCCAGUGCCCGCCGGGGCAACAGUGCCUGGAGAAGGCCCCCAGCCAGUGUCUGCAGCCACCCUGUGCAGCCUGGGGGGAGUGUGGCACCGAGGAGCCCAUGCCGCCUGGCACCCCCUGCCUGCCACGCUCCAGCCACCUGGACAACAACUGCGCUCGCCUCACAUUGCGCUUCAACCGUGACCAAGUGCCCCAGGGCACCACCGUGGACGCCAUCUGCUCUGGGAUCCGCUCCCUGCCGGCCACGAGGGCAGUGGCCCGGGACCGGCUGCUCGUGCUGCUCUGUGAUCGGUCCUCCUCAGCGUCCAGUGCCGUGGAGGUGGCCAUGUCCUUUAGCCCUGCACGGGACCUGCCUGACAGCAGCCUGAUCCAGAGUGCGGCCCAUGCCAUCGUGGCUGCCAUCACCCAGCGGGGCAACGGCUCACUGCUGCUGGCCGUCACCGAGGUCAAGGUGGAGACAGUCGUCGUGGGUGGCUCCUCCACAGGCCUGCUGGUGCCCGUGCUGUGUGGCGCGUUCAGUGUGCUGUGGCUGGCGUGCGUGGCCGUCUGCGCCUGGUGGACCCGCAAGCGCAGGAAAGAGCGGGAGCGGAGCCGGCUGCCGCGGGACGGGAGCGCCAACAACCAGUGGGCGCCGCUCAACCCCAUCCACAACCCCAUCGAGCGGCCAGGCGGCCCGGGGGGUGGCGGGGGCCACAAGGACGUGCUGUACCCGUGCAAGAACUUCACGCCACCGCCGCGCAGGGCGGACGAAGUGCUGCCCGGGCCGGCGGCUCCCACGGGUGCCGGGGAGCAUGAGGACGACGAGGCGCUGGGCCGCGGGGAGGAGGACCUUCUGGAAGCCGAGAAGUUCCUCUCGCACAAGGCCACCAAAGAGCCCUGCUGCUCGCCGGGGAGGCCCCGCUGGGCCUCGGGCCCCAAAGUGGACAACCGCGCGGUCAGGAGCGUCAGUGACGCGCGCUUCACCGGCAAGGACUAGGGCGACCGCUGCCAGCUGGCCCGGGACCCGGGACCCUCGCCCGCGCCGCGCCACCUGCCGGACCACGGGAGGCCGAGGCCGUGUGCAUAGUUUCUUUAUUUUGUGUAAAAAAAACACCAAAACCAAAAAACAAAUGUUUAUUUUCUACGUUUCUUUAACCUUGUAUAAAUUAUUCAGUGACUGUCGGGCGGGAAACAGUGGAGUAUUCUCAGAUAGUUGCUAUUUUUGUAAAGUUCCCGUGCGUUGCACUCGCCGUGUGGCAGGAGAGAGCUAAGGGUGUCUGUGCGCUCACCGAAUCGUGUAACGUUUGCUACCAGAGGUUGUGCACUGUUUACAGAAUCUUCCUCUCUAUUCCUCACUUGGGUUUCUCUGUGGCUCCAGGCCAAAGAGCCGGUGAGACCCAUGGCUCUCAAUGGGACCCAUGGCUGUCAGUGGGACCUGUGGCCAUCAGUGUGGCCUGUGGCUGUUGGUGGGACCUGUGGCUGUCAGUGUGGUCCAUGGCUGACGGGGUGGCCUGUGGCUGUUGGUGGGACCUGUGGUGGUUGGCAUGACCCUGGUUAUUGGUGUGGCCCUGGUCGCUGGCAUGGCCCAUGGCUACUGGUGGCAUCUGCGGUUGUCAGAGGCUAGAGGUCACGGGCAUGGCCCGAGGCCGGCGCAUGGGCGAGGGCCUGCCCCUCCAGCCUGCCGUCCUUGCUUCCCCCUGCCCAGAACACUCACUGCAGAGAUCUCUCAACUGUGCUUUCAGAAGUGCCCUUCCCGACUGCUCUGUCCCCCUCCUGGGGCAGUGGCAGUAUUGAAGCUUGUGACAAGUGCCUUCACACACUCUCCCCUCGCAGCUGUCAACGUUUGCUGUGGGCACCCGGUCACUGCCCACCUGCCGGCUCCGGCACCCCCCUCGUGAAAGUGCAUUCUUGUAAAUAUGUACAUAUUAAAUGAAUCACUCUGUAUAUUUGAUUUAAUAACUUAAAUGUUUUGG